This is a messenger RNA of Eucalyptus grandis, 3404 nucleotides long. RefSeq names its product putative potassium transporter 12. Lineage: Eukaryota; Viridiplantae; Streptophyta; Magnoliopsida; Myrtales; Myrtaceae. Gene Ontology annotation, molecular function: potassium ion transmembrane transporter activity. Gene Ontology annotation, biological process: potassium ion transmembrane transport. Gene Ontology annotation, cellular component: membrane. Bases 409 to 2925 code for a protein of 838 amino acids. The record is from RefSeq and is a predicted model, not a curated record. The transcript is spliced from 9 exons.
CCAUCGGUCGCUGCCGCUGUUGCUGUUGCCUGGCAGCUGCUAAAUAAUGAAGCCUUGUCCUUUUCCGACCGCCCACGCCCAUCACUUGACUGGCGAGCGUGUUGGAUUCUACUCUGUCGUCCGAGAACUCUGAGUCGCCCGUCCGCAUUCGCCACCCUCCAGCUUGAAUCACCCAUCACCAAGGAUCACGAAACGCUCCAAGAACGAAGAUAUCCAAGAAAAGAAGGUUAUCCUCCCGCCUCGGGACCUCCAUGAUUGGGACCAUAAAAUAGACGCGGUCGCUUCGUGCUUGGCAGCUUCAGUCCGGGUCCGUCGGAUGAUGGGCUUCGAGGCUUCGAGCCGAGGGUGCUCGUUUUAAGGAGCUCUUCGAGUGGCCGCGACUCUUCAGCAUCCUGGGGGUUUGAGGAAAUGGAGGAAGAGGAUGGGAUCGAGGAAGGCAGUUGGAGUGGGGGCGAGGGAUCGAGGUGGGUCGAUGGGAAUGAGGUGGAUUCCGAGACGGCGUCCUGGUCUUGGCUCGGCGAGAACGAGGGGAGAGAAGGCCAACGCUACGGUUCCAUGAGGAGGCGGCUCGUGAAGAAGCCCAAGCGGGCCGACUCCUUCGAUGUGGAGGCCAUGGAGAUCGCCGGCGCUCAUGGGCAUCACCCCAAGGACCCUUCUGUUUGGCAAACUCUUUUCUUGGCAUUUCAAACACUUGGCAUCGUCUAUGGAGACAUGGGCACAAGUCCUUUGUAUGUAUUUGCUGAUGUAUUCAGCAAAGUGGCCAUCGAGUCCGAUGUUGAUGUCUUGGGUGCUUUAUCGUUGGUCAUGUACACCAUCGCCCUCGUUCCCUUAGCCAAAUACGUUUUUGUUGUGCUGAAAGCCAAUGAUAAUGGGGAAGGAGGUACUUUUGCCCUUUACUCUUUAAUCUGCAGAUAUGCUAAUGUAAAUAUGUUGCCCAAUCGUCAACCUGCCGACGAGCGCAUCUCAAGUUUUAAGCUCAAACUGCCAACCCCUGAGCUAGAGAGGGCCUUGAACAUAAAAGAAACUCUUGAGAACAGACCAUCAUUAAAAACCCUCCUCUUGCUUUUGGUUCUAAUGGGAACUUCCAUGAUCAUUGGAGAUGGCAUUCUCACUCCAGCAAUAUCAGUGAUGUCUGCUGUCAGUGGGCUGCAGGGUGAACUAGAAGGAUUUGGAACAAAUAUUUCUGCAGGUGCUGUGGUUAUUGUCUCAAUUGUGAUACUAGUGGCACUAUUCAGCAUACAACAAUUUGGGACUAGCAAAGUGGGCUUCUUAUUUUCUCCUAUUCUUGCUUUGUGGUUCUUUUCCCUGGGAUCUAUUGGACUUUACAACCUUGUAGAGUAUGAUAUAACUGUCUUGAGGGCAGUGAAUCCUGCUUACAUUUAUUUCUUCUUUAAAAAGAACAGUGGAGUUGCAUGGUCAGCACUCGGAGGUUGUGUUCUCUGUAUUACAGGAUCUGAGGCAAUGUUUGCUGAUUUGGGUCAUUUCACGGUGCGAUCUAUACAGAUUGCCUUCACUACUGUGGUGUUUCCCUGCAUCCUCUUGGCUUACUUGGGCCAAGCUGCUUACCUAAUGAAGAACCCAGAUUCAGCUGAAAGAAUUUUCUACGAUUCUGUGCCAGAUAGUCUUUUCUGGCCAGUCUUUGUGAUUGCCACUCUUGCUGCCACAAUCGCCAGUCAAGCAAUGAUAUCUGCUACAUUUUCAUGUGUUAAGCAAUCUAUGGCUCUUGGAUGCUUCCCGAGGCUGAAGAUAGUCCACACCUCAAAGAAGCGAAUGGGACAAAUUUACAUCCCCAUGAUCAAUUGGUUCUUGAUGGUUAUGUGCAUAAUGGUGGUAUCGAUAUUUCAGAGCACUACGGACAUUGCAAAUGCAUAUGGCAUAGCUGAAGUAGGUGUCAUGAUGGUGAGCACGACCUUGGUGACAAUUGUGAUGCUUCUGAUCUGGCAGACAAAUCUGUUUCUCGCUCUAUGCUUCCCCCUGAUAUUUGGAUCAGUGGAGUUCAUCUAUUUAUGUGCAGUUCUAUCAAAAAUCAAGGAAGGUGGUUGGCUUCCACUGGUCUUUGCUUCAUGCUUCCUCUGCGUGAUGUACGUUUGGAACUAUGGGAGUGUGUUGAAGUACCAGAGUGAGGUCAGGGAAAAAAUAUCCAUGGAUUUCAUGCUCGAACUUGGGUCAAGCCUUGGCACCCUUAGAGUACCAGGUAUUGGCUUGCUUUACAACGAGCUUGUUCAAGGCAUUCCAUCCAUUUUCGGGCAGUUCUUGUUGAGCUUACCAGCAAUCCACUCAACUAUGGUCUUUGUGUGCAUCAAAUAUGUACCCGUGCCUGUGGUUCCUCAAGAGGAAAGGUUCCUAUUUCGAAGAGUUUGCCCUAAAGACUAUCAUAUGUUCCGUUGUGUAGCACGAUAUGGUUACAAAGAUGUAAGGAAGGAAGAUCAUCAUGCAUUUGAACAACUUCUGGCCGAAAGCCUUGAGAAGUUUUUGAGAAGGGAGGCCGAAGAUCUGGCUCUAGAGAGCAAUUUACACGAGAUGGAGUUUGACAAUAUGUCAACUGGAUCCAGGGGCUCCAGGACUCAGGGCAUAGAUGGAGUGGAAGAGCUCCGAGUCCCACUCAUGCAGGUGCAGAGACUGGAGGAGGUGAGCACUACAACCUCAGAAGAUGCUGUAUCGGUUUUGCCAUCUAGUGUCAUGGCUUCAGAUGAAGACCCGGGCUUAGAGUAUGAGCUUUCAGCUCUAAGAGAAGCGAUGGAUUCAGGAUUUACUUAUUUACUUGCUCACGGGGAUGUGAGGGCAAGGAAAGACUCUUGGUUUCUCAAGAAACUUGUUAUAAACUACUUCUAUGCAUUCCUGAGGCGAAAUUGUAGAGCAGGAGCGGCAAAUAUGAGCGUGCCUCACAUGAACCUCAUCCAAGUUGGGAUGACAUAUAUGGUGUGACCUGUUGUCUACCGCCAAUCUAUUAGACUCUCCCCUGGUCAUCUAGUCGAUGUCGGCGAGGUAUUUUGAUCUCGUGUCCAGUCAAAAUCUUCAAGGGGGAUCGGAACAUGAAAUAAGAAUCAACAAUCUUUAUUGGUACAGUGAUGGGCAAGCGCAUGGACUCUCUUUUUAAGUCCUGACUGGUUUCCGGUGGUUUAUGUUUUCGCACUGAUCACUGCUUGGCACAGCCUCCAUGAGUCACCUACUGUUUGGGUAUUCUUGACUGUUUUUUUGCCCCUCCAGCCAAUUGGGUUUUUUAAUUGUCUGGUCUCGCAUUAUCUGUUCUUCAGGUGAAAUUUUUUGGUGUUGUCUUUCUCAUUAUAUUCCUCAUUUAUUGUUGGUGGACUUUAGUGGUCGACAGACAUUAUUCUGUGUUAAUUUUGCUACUGGUGUAUGGUCCUGCAAGAAAAGAAAAGUACGUGUUUAAACCCUUUUCCAAA